AUGAAGUGGCUUUCGGUGGUGGCGGUUGCUGCCAGUGCUUUAGCUAUCAACCCGAUUGAAGUGGUGGGCAACAAGUUCUACGACUCAAUCACAGGGGAACGGUUUAUGAUCAAAGGGGUCGCCUACCAGCAGAAACCCGCCUAUGCCGCUGCCGACGAGACCUCGUUCGUCGACCCGUUAGCCGACGGCGACGCCUGCAAGCGUGACAUUGAAUACCUCAAGCAGCUCGACACCAACACCGUACGUGUUUACGCCGUUUCCAGCAACCAGUCCCACGACGAGUGUAUGGCGGCGUUCGCCGACGCCGGCAUCUACGUCGUCGCCGACUUGGCGGCCCCGGACUUGGCGAUCACCAGCUCCGUCGACUCGUGGGAGUGGUCCGUCAAGUUGUUCGACCGAUACAAGGCCGUCAUCGACGACUUGGGCAAGUACGACAACGUCCUCGGUUUCUUCGCCGGUAACGAAGUGUCCAACGCCAAGAACAACACCGACGCCUCCGCCUUCGUCAAGGCCGCCGUGAGAGACCUGAAGCAGUAUAUUAAGGACAAUCACGACACGUUUGGCCGCGCCAUCCCCGUGGGGUACGCCACCACCGACGCCAACGACAUCCGUGUGCGCACCGCCCACUACUUUGCCUGUGGCGACGCCGCCGACCGGGCCGACUUCUUUGGUAUCAGCAUGUACGAGUGGUGUGGUGCUGCCGUCGACUUCGACACCUCGGGCUACAAGAACCGCACCGAGGACUACGCCGACAUGCCCAUCCCCGUGUUCUUCUCCGAGUACGGGUGUCUUGAUAGCGACGGGCCCAGACCGUUUAACGAGGUCGCCGCCCUCUACUCCGACGACAUGACCGACGUGUGGCUGGGGGGUAUCGUCUACACGUACCAGGAACAGGGAGACGACUACGGGUUGGUGUCGGUGUCCGCAGGCAACGUGUCGACGCUGGACGACUUCAUCAACUUGCUGGCGCAAAUGGCUCAGCUUCCGUCGCCGUCGUACUCCCCUCGGGCCUCGGCCUCGGCGUCAGCGUCGGCGUCGUCGGAAGAGGCCUCAGCCACUGUCGCCUGCCCCGCCGUCCGGUUUGGAGAAUGGAACGCGUCGCCCAAGUUGCCCCCGACUCCCGACGCCGACACCUGUGCCUGUGUGGUGAACUCGUUGGAGUGUGUUGUUGAAGACUUCGUCAGGGAAGAGGACUACAACGAAUUGUUCGGCAUGGUCUGUGGCCUCGACCCGUCCCUCUGUGGCGCCAUCAACGUCAACACCGGAACCGGUAAAUACGGGGGGAUGUCGUUUUGCUCCAUGAGGGACAAGGUGUCGUUUGUGUUGGACGCCUUCUACCAAGACCAAGGGAAGGCGGCAGACGCGUGCGACUGGUACGGCGCCGCCAGGAUCGUCACCCCAGCCCCGGUGGAUGACUCGUGCAAGGCCAAGAUAGCGGCAGCCAGCCUGCAAACCGUCAGACCCUGGUAA
Molecule: messenger RNA, 1470 nt
Organism: Diutina rugosa
Lineage: Eukaryota; Fungi; Ascomycota; Pichiomycetes; Serinales; Debaryomycetaceae
Product: glycoside hydrolase family 72 protein
Exons: 1
Coding region: 1-1470 (489 amino acids)
Biological process (GO): fungal-type cell wall (1->3)-beta-D-glucan biosynthetic process
Cellular component (GO): fungal-type cell wall; cytoplasm
Molecular function (GO): 1,3-beta-glucanosyltransferase activity
Source: RefSeq, a predicted model, not a curated record